Paramecium sonneborni is the source of this 7603-nucleotide messenger RNA. Lineage: Eukaryota; Ciliophora; Oligohymenophorea; Peniculida; Parameciidae. The record is from the annotation of a GenBank genome assembly.
AUGAGAAGUAUCUAGCAAGCAAAUUAAGGACAAUCACCCAUCGGAAUCAAAGUAUAUUUUUAAUUUGAUGAUCUUAGUAAAUUGAAACUCAAGUAUAAAAAGUAAAAUCAGAACUCAAAAUUGAACAUUCACAAGCAUUAGAACGAACCAUGAAAGAGUCAAAAAUUAAUAAAGAGGCUGCAUAAUAGCUUAGUCAGAGAGUAGAAAAGCUUUAGGAGGAAAAGGAAAAAUAUAAAAAGCAAGCUGAUGAGAUGCUUAAGAAGACAGAAGGGCCAGGUAUCCUACGAUCAUCAAUUCACAGUAGUAAAUCAUUAAAAAUUGAUAAUGACAAACUUAGUCAAGAUUAAAAUAAACAACGAGAAGUACUUACUAUGGAGCUUGAGAAGAAUUAAAAGGAAAAGUUACUUUAAACCGAAAUAGAAAAUCUGAAAAUAGAAAACGCGUAAUUAACAAAUGAUCUCAAUUAAGCUUGGAAUGAUAAUGACCAAAAGGAUAAACAAAUUGAAUAACUUUCGACUUAAAAUUCUAUUUUAUUGAAAGACUUAUAAGAUUUUUAGAAUAAAUUGAUGAAGGAAAAGUCUUCUCAAAAAUAAUCAUAAACUCCUUAAAAAAUAAAUGAAUCAUAAAAAAAUUCAAUUGAUGAAAAGUAUUAUUUUUUUUAAUUAUUUAGCUCUGCUAUUAUCUAAAAUUAUGAAAAAUAAAUAAGUGAUUUACAAGAGGAAAUCGGUGAAUAUGAAGAGACAUUAAAAUCUAAUCAACAAGAAAUAAUAAAUUGGUAAAAUAAAUAUUCAUAACUUUAAUCGAAUAAAGAUGAAAUUGAUAAUUAUUAUGCAAGUAUCUAAUCUUCUAAAUUUAGUUGCAUAUGGUAAAAUUGAGAAUUUGCUAGAGUAAAAAGAGGAAAUGGAAAAUUAAAGACGGGAAGAUUAAAUCAAAAUAAAUGAGUUAGAAGCAAGCAUUACAGUUUUAAAAAAUAAUUUAAAUGAACUAGACAUUGAAAAUAAGAGGCUUUUGGAUUAAAUUGAUACUAUAUAAAACAGUAAUUAAGAAUUAAAAGCUGAAAAUCUAAAGUUAUAUGAAGAAUUGACAUCGAAGCCUUUAGAAGUAAAAUUAAAUCUUUAAAAUGAUCUGAUUGAAUUAUGUAGUGGUAAUAAUGAAGAGAUUGAAUUGAGUUCAUAAUUCAAACAAUUAAGUGAUGAUUUUUCUAAUUUGAAAGCUAAAUAUACAGAAACAUUGGAUUAGAAGGAAACAUUAGAAAAUGAUAAAAACAAGAAAUAAAAAGAGAUUUAACUUUUGAAUGAUUAAAUUAAAAAAUUAGAAAACAAAGUAAAGUUACAAGAAAAUGAUAUUCAAGAAUGGACUAAUAAAUAUAAUUAAAAUAACAUUAAACUCAAUGCUAUUUUAGAGUAAGAGAAUAAAGAUUAAAAAAAGUUUGAAGAACUAGAGUUGCAUAUAAAGGAUUAAGAAAUUAAAAUUAAUGAUCUAGAAAUAGCUUUAAAAUAUUAAUAAAAAGAUUUAACACCUAGAUCAAAAGAUACUUCUAUUAAAUAACGAGAUUUAGAGGAUAAAUUAAAGCAAGCCAACGAAUAAAUAAAUGAUUUAAAAAAGGAGAUGCUAAUAUUUUAAUAGCGAUAAAACAAUUAAGAUGAUUCCACCUUUAAGUAGAUGUUAUAGGAAUUAGAGCAGGAAAAUAAAAAUAUAACCUCAGAUAAUAAUUAACUAUUAAUUAAGUUGCAGGAUGCUGAAAAAAAAAUUAAUGAUUAUGAAUAAAUAAUCCAAUAAUAAAAGUAAGAACACGAAUAAAUAAUCAAUCUAUAGAAAAAGGAAAAUACAGAGGAAAAAGAGGCUCAAAUAGCUAGAUUAAAUUAGGAAAAAUUUAAUGCUCAAAAUGCUAAAUUAACUUAGGAGUUAAUUCAAACAAAAAAUAAAAAUAGUAAGAAUAUACGAAUCAUCUUUAUUUUAGCAGGAAAGUUGAUGAGAAAUCAAAAAUAAAUAUAUGAUUUAGAAAAUAAACUUAAAAAACAGAAAGCCAUUACUGAUCAAAUAUUAGAUAAUCAAAAAAUUGAAAAAUUAAAUAUUACUGAUUAAAUUUAAUAAAUUGAUUAGUCUAAAGAUAAUACAUCAGUUGCAAAAGAAUCAAAUGUUCAAUAAGAUUGGCAGGAAGAAUUUAGGAAACAAAAAUUACAAAAUCAAAAACUUUUAUGCAAGAUUUUAAAAAUUGCAACUUAAUUUUAAUAAAAAAAAUCGAUUAUUUUAUAAUUAGAGAAAAGGCUUGAAAAAUAAAAGGCAAUCAAUACAGAAUUAAAUGAAAAUUAAAAAACCAUAGAGCAAUAGUAAAAACUAAACGAAGAAUAAAUAGUAUAAAAAUAAGAAGAAGUAAUUGAUCAAGAAUAAAAAUUAAUUCAAGAUAAUCAAUAAGAAAUAAAUAAUGAAAUACAAAAACUUAAGACUAAAAACUAAAAAUUAUUGUCAAAAGUAUUUAGAAUUACAACAUAGUUAAAAAUUUAAAACAACGAAUUAUAAGUUAUGAAGGAACGGCUUUUAAAGUAAUAAGCUAUAAAUCAAACUCUCCUUUCAGAACAUAAUCAAGAAGAAAUAAAAGAAUCUUCAUAAGAUCAAUUAAUUAUAGAUGAUUUCUAAAAUAAUAAAUAAAUUUAAUAAAAUAUCGAAAACAAAUAAUUGGAUAUUGAUUCAGCAAAAAUUAAAAAUUAAAAUAGAUUACUCUAAGGGAAAUUAUUUAGAUCUAUGUUCUUAAUAAAUAAGAAAAAUAAUGAGAUUGAGUAAUUAUUACAGAGAAUUUAGAAAUAAAAAGCAUAAAUUUAGGAGUUAACUAAUUAAGAAGUUUUUGUGAAUACUGAUUCACAUUUAGAUUAAAAAGAAAAUGAAUAAAAUUUUAAUUUUGAAGAAAAAUCGUCAGAGAAAAAUUAAUGUUAAAUUAAUCAAAAUGAGUAUGAAAAAUAGCCUACCUUAAUAGGAAAUCAAAAAUUUAAUAAAAUGGCAGCUAAAUUAUUUAGAAUUAUGAGCAAAUUUAAUAAAUAAAAUAAAUUGAUCGAAAACUUAAAUGAGAGAUUAUCGAAAUAUAAAUCACUAAAUGAAUCAUAAAUUUAAGAAGAUUAACAAUAAGUUGAGGCGAUAAAUAGUAAUUUUCCAGAAAAAUCAUCUGAAGAUGUUAAGUCCACAUCUAAAUAAUAAAAUGAAAUUUAAAGUGUUCAUGACUAAGAAAAUGAUAAACUUAGAAUUGAGAAUAAAAAAUUAUUAGUCAAAUUAUUCAGAGUUAUGAGUAGUUUCAAUAAAAAAAACAAUUAAAUUUUAAUACUUGAAUAAAGGUUAGCUAAAUCAAAAGCAAUUAUUGAAGCUUUAUCCUAAAAUACAGAUUCCAAAAGUGAGGAUAAUGAAAAAUCAAUUAAUUAUAAUUAAGAAAAUGAAAACAAUUAAUUUAAUAGUGAAUGUUAGGAAUAGUAGUUAAAAAAUCAAAAUGAGAUUUAGCUUUUGAAAUUAAAGAAUAAUAAAUUGCUUUCUAAAUUAUUUAGGAUUUUAAGUCAAUAAAAGAAAAAAGAUAAUGAACUUAUUAUAUUGAAUGAAAGAAUAAAAAAAUAAAAAGCACUUAAUGAUUAAUUGAUAGAUUAAAUUUUCGAGGAUAAAAUUGGAAAAAUAAAUCCUGAGUUGCAACAUUAGGAAAUUUCACUUCAAGCAGGCUGUGAAUCGGAUCCAGUAAAACAGCCAGAAAGAUUUUAGGAAAAUGAUAAGAUUGAAAAACUAAAUAAGAAGUUGUUAUCUAAAUUAUUUAGAACAUCUUUUUUGCUUGAAAAAAAAAUAAAGGAAAAUCAAUAAUUAAAUUUGAGAUUGGCAAAAUAAAAUGCAAUAAUAUAAGAAUUUUCAAAAAUAGAAAACAGUACAUAUUAAAUAAAAGAAAAGAAUUGCAAACUUAUAGCGAAACUAUUUAUUCUUACAAGCAAUUUAAAUGUUUAAAAAAAGACUAAUGCGGAAGUAUUAAUUAAAUUGUAGUAAAAGAAAGCUUAAUUAGAAUAAUUAUUAGAAAAUUAAUAAUAAAAUUACACAAAUAUAUAAGAAUAAAAAUAAUUGGAAUUAAGAGAAGAUUAAUAAAACGAUAAUAAAAAUUAAAGUUUAAAUGAAAUGAUAAAAAUCGAAAAUGAUAAAUUAAAUUAAUAAAAUAAAAAAUAUCUAGCAAAGAUAUUUAAAUUAUUAUGUUAAAUGUUUUAAAAAGAUAGAGAAAAUGAUUAGCUAAUGAAAAGAUUAUCAAAAUAAAAGGCUAUUGUUUAAGAUCUUAUUGAUAAUCAAAAUUAGUAUUAUGAGGAUAAUAAAAAUGAUGACAAUAUUAUAAGUUAAUCCAUAGAGUAAAAUGAUAUGAAUUAAGUAGAUAGUUAAAAAAUUUAAAAUAUGUAUAACAAAUUGUUGGCGAAGUAGUUUAGGCUUAUUUAUUAAAAUAAAAAAUUAGAAAAUAAAUUUGAAAAUACAUUUUAAAGAUUAACGAAACAAAAAGAAAUAAACAAUGAUAAACAAAAAAAAAUUGAUGAAUUAGAGGUUCAAUUAGAAGAAUAAUUAAAAAAAUAUGAUGAUUAAAUUUAAGGGAAAUAAAAAGAUGAAUUAUUAAAACAUAACAAAAAUGAAAAAGAAUUUGAUGAAAAUUUUUAGACAGAUUGUGAUGAAGAAGAUUAUUAUAAAAAGAAAUACAAUAAUCUUCUCGAAGAACAUCUUCAUUUACUAAAUGUAGGAGAUUUAAUUAAUGAAUAAGAAAAGUAAUUGAGGAAAGAAUUUUAAUAAUAAUUAGAUGAUGAAAAAUUAAAAGCUAAGGAUUUGUUUAAUAAUCUAUUGAAUGAACAUUUGAAAUUAUAAGAUUAAUGUGAAAAAGCUAUGUAAGCUUUGAAUUAAACAAAUUAAAAUUAAGAAAGUUUGAUUGAUAAGAGUGAAUAUGAAAAAUCCAAAAAUAAAUUUAAUUAACUGUUAGCUGAGCAUUUAGCUUUAGAAGAACUCAAUGAUGAAUUAAAUAAGAAGUAGGAGGAGAAAAAGCAAGAACAUGAAAAAGCUUUAGAUGAAGAAAUUCAAAAGUAAAAAGAGAAAUACAACAAGCUAUUAAAUCAAUACUUGCUCUUGGAAAUGGAUAGAGAUGGAAUAUUAUAAGAAUAAAGUCCUAAAUUAGAAAACUAAUUAGACUUAGAGAAAGAUGAUGAUGUAAUGGAGAGAAAAUUAGCAUAAAAAUAAGAUGUUAAGGAGUAAGAUUCAAAAUAAGACAUCAAUCAAUUAAAUCAAGAACUGUAGAACUAAAAUAAUUAAUUACUAUAAGAAGUAUAAUAGUUAAAGUUGAUGCUAGAUAAAGUAACAAACCAAGAGUCAAAUUAGUAAGAACCAUAAUUAAAUUUAGAAUCUGCAAAUAACGAUGCAUAAAAAUUAGAUUAAGAUUCAGAAGAUUAUUACAAAAAGAAAUACAAUAAUCUUCUCGAAGAACAUCUUCAUUUACUAAAUGUAGGAGAUUUAAUUAAUGAAUAAGAAAAGUAAUUGAGGAAAGAAUUUUAAUAAUAAUUAGAUGAUGAAAAAUUAAAAGCUAAGGAUUUAUUUAAUAAUCUAUUGAAUGAACAUUUGAAAUUAUAAGAUUAAUGUGAAAAAGCUAUGUAAGCUUUGAAUUAAACAAAUUAAAAUUAAGAAAAUUUGAUUGAUAAGAGUGAAUAUGAAAAAUCCAAAAAUAAAUUUAAUUAACUGUUAGCUGAACAUUUAGCUUUAGAAGAACUCAAUGAUGAAUUAAAUAAAAAGCAGGAGGAGAAAAAGCAAGAACAUGAAAAAGCUUUAGAUGAAGAAAUUCAAAAGUAAAAAGAGAAAUACAACAAGCUAUUAAAUCAAUACUUGCUCUUGGAAAUGGAUAGAGAUGGAAUAUUAUAAGAAUAAAGUCCUAAAUUAGAAAACUAAUUAGACUUAGAGAAAGAUGAUGAUGUAAUGGAGAGAAAAUUAGCAUAAAAAUAAGAUGUUAAGGAGUAAGAUUCAAAAUAAGACAUCAAUCAAUUAAAUCAAGAACUGUAGAACUAAAAUAAUUAAUUACUAUAAGAAGUAUAAUAGUUAAAGUUGAUGCUAGAUAAAGUAACAAACCAAGAGUCAAAUUAGUAAGAACCAUAAUUAAAUUUAGAAUCUGCAAAUAACGAUGCAUAAAAAUUAGAUUAAGAUUCAGAAGAUUAUUACAAAAAGAAAUACAAUAAUCUUCUCGAAGAACAUCUUCAUUUACUAAAUGUAGGAGAUUUAAUUAAUGAAUAAGAAAAGUAAUUGAGGAAAGAAUUUUAAUAAUAAUUAGAUGAUGAAAAAUUAAAAGCUAAGGAUUUGUUUAAUAAUCUAUUGAAUGAACAUUUGAAAUUAUAAGAUUAAUGUGAAAAAGCUAUGUAAGCUUUGAAUUAAACAAAUUAAAAUUAAGAAAGUUUGAUUGAUAAGAGUGAAUAUGAAAAAUCCAAAAAUAAAUUUAAUUAACUGUUAGCUGAACAUUUAGCUUUAGAAGAACUCAAUGAUGAAUUAAAUAAAAAGUAGGAGGAGAAAAAGCAAGAACAUGAAAAAGCUUUAGAUGAAGAAAUUCAAAAGUAAAAAGAGAAAUACAACAAGCUAUUAAAUCAAUACUUGCUCUUGGAAAUGGAUAGAGAUGGAAUAUUAUAAGAAUAAAGUCCUAAAUUAGAAAACUAAUUAGACUUAGAGAAAGAUGAUGAUGUAAUGGAGAAAAAAACAAAGCCAUAAGAUUCUUACUUAAAUUCAGUUAGUUUAUUAUAACAAGAUGUCAAAACAGCAGAAUUAUAAAAAAGUCUACAUGAUGAUUAAGAUAAUGAAAAUCCAUUAUUAAAUGAUAUUAAAAAUUUAAAAUUAAAAUUAUCAGAAUUGUAAGAGUAAUUAUCAUUAUUAAAUCAAGAAAAGCUAUAACUUUAGUAAUUUAAUUAAUCAUUAAAUGAAAAGAUAAAGUUAUUUGAAAGUUAAUCAAGCGUAAAUACUAAAUAAAAUUUAGAUAAAAUAAAUCAAGACAAAGAAUAAAUAUAGGAACAGGAUUAAUUUUCAUAAGAAAGAUUUAAUAAAGAGAAUGAUAUUAUAGAAAAAUAAGGCUUGGAAAUAGCUUAAUAAAGAUAGUAAUUAAUCGUAGCAUAAGAAUAAAACAGAACAUUUUAAGAACUAAUAGAAAAACUUGAAAAAGAGAAGGAACUUUUGGAAAAUGAAUGUAAUUAACUAAAAGGAUCACUAGAUAAUCUAGAUUAAAAGUUUAAUGAAAAAAAUGCUUUUUUUGUGUAAACUUUAGAAUAAUUAUUGAAAGAAAAUCAAGAUGAUUUUGAAGAAAAUAAGCAAUUGAUUAACUUAAAUCAAGCUACUUAGCCUGUCAUAUAGAUUCUCAAAAAAAUUUAGCAUGAUUAAGAAUAAAAAUAAUCUAGAAAAUAGAGCCAAGAACUCUAAGCUUCCUAAGAAUAAGAAAAAUUAAUAAUUUUACUUAAACAUUAAAUAAAAACGUUAGAAUUAAGUAAAGAAUAAUAUGGAGAAGGGAUUAGUGAAUUAAAUAGAAGAAUGAUAGUUUUAUUUAAUCAAAAUUCUGUCUUACAAGCAUAAAUAAAGUAAUUAAGUGAUAAGGUCGAGAAAUGAU